AUGGCAAAGACGCGUUUGGCGGGAAAAUUUGUCUGGUCGUAUGUCAAAAUGGCGGAAAUUGCUGUGGGUGAACAAAUGAGUGUUGAUGAUGAAAUUCAUGAAAGUGAAGGGUUUCGCCAAGCUUUCUUUAGUAGAAAGCUAUCAGACAUCGAAAAGGUACGAUAUAUAACAGAGCUAGAGAGUUACACUGCUCUUUGGAUGACUAGUGCAGUAUUUACUCGAGCACAAAAAACAACAGCAUUGAAUGCAAUGAGUCUAAAAUUUUCACUCAACGAAGAAAGUGUUAAAAAGGUCCUUCACUCGUUGCGCUCUUCCAUGGUACGUGAAAUCCGCCGAGAAAGUGAAGACAAGGACUAUGAAAGUUCCUGGAAGUUUUAUAAACGUUUGAGCUAUAUGAAACCAGAUAUUUUACAAAGUUUAAAGCAAGAAGCCGAGAAACGGUGGAGCGACGAAGAAAUUAUAACCCUGAUUGAGCUGUACGAAAGCAACCCAGUGCUUUGGGAUCACUUUUCGCAGGGAUAUAGAGAUCGAAACCUACGGAAGCUUGCCAUGGACAAAAUUAAGGAAAGCUUUGAAAAACGAACUGAAGAAGAAAUCAAGAGUCAAUGGCAUACACUCAAAACUAUUUACCAACGAGAAUACAAGAGACAAGAAGCAAGCAAGAAAUCUGGCAGCGCCACCUCUGAAGUUUACAAAACUAAAUGGAAGUUUUUCGAGUCCCUGUC
Paramuricea clavata is the source of this 725-nucleotide messenger RNA. The record is from the annotation of a GenBank genome assembly. Lineage: Eukaryota; Metazoa; Cnidaria; Anthozoa; Malacalcyonacea; Plexauridae.